CUCUUCCCUCCAUAUUUUAAAUUUUGUUUUUAUAUUUUAUUUAAAAGUUAGAAUGUAGUGUCCUAAAUUCUAAAUUACAUUUUCUAAAUAUAAUUUCUACAAUUCUAAAUACAUUUUCUUGCCUUACCACAGUGAAGGCCAGCAGACGUAGAUGACAUGUUUGUUCUCUCUACCAGGAUUUACCAGUCGGUCCAAUCAAAGUUGGAGGGGUAAAAUCAAAAAAAGUGAGCUAGAGUGUCUCAUAAGACUCUUCUACAGCUUGGUGGGAAGAGCUGGUGGAAGAUUUGGUAACAUUGGGCUAGAUUGUAACACAUUUCGAGGAAUCCUGUACAGCGUAUUUGGAAUGACUGAUGAUAUGUUGAUGAAUAGGGUGUUUUUUGCAUUUGACAAAGACAAUGAUAACUACAUAAAUAUUAAAGAAUGGGUUAAAGGAUUAUCAGUGUUUCUUCGAGGAACUUUUGAAGAAAAGCUGAAGUUCUAUUUUGAAGUUUAUUUGAAUGGAGAUGGUUACAUUUCUCAAGAGCAAAUAUUUGACAUGUUGAAGAACAGUCUACACCAACAGUCUUCUGAAGAAGAUACUGAUGAAGUAAUAAAAGAACUGGUAGAUAUAACACUGAAGAAAAUGGAUUAUGACAAUGAUGGCAAGAUAUCUCUUGCAGACUUUGAAAAAGCAGUAAGAGAAGACAGACUUCUGUUGGAGGUGUUUGGACCAUGUUUACCAGAAGCAAAGGUAUAGUUACUAGUGCCAACAGCCCAAAUAGAUUCAGGAAAAAUUUUAAAGGGUCAGAAAGUAAUACUUGCUAGACACUCUCCUCUGUUGAGCUGCAGCCCACUGCUGAAAUUAGGGCAAUCAUUGAGAGUUUAGCCCCAUCCUGGCAUUUGGGCCCCAAGAAGACAUUCAUGAUUAUUUCAGUAACUAUAUUCAAGACUUUCAUUGAGCUUUUAACCUCUUUAGCAACACACAAUUCCUGUUUCCUGUAAGUAUGGUGUAUUUCCCAAACCAAAUCUAGGGUAUAUUGGCUUAAGGGUUAGAACACUGAAUGAAGAGUUUCAGCAAGUAUACCACAAACUACUAGAACACUUGAUCCCUUUCAACCCAAUUGCCGUCAAUGUUUUUAAAAUUUUGGAGACAUAGAGUACUUUGUGCUUAUGAAAGUUUUUCAUGUAUGCAUCUGACAAAAGUUUCCUGAGCUGCAAGUGUCAGUCUAAUAAUUGAUUUGGCCUUAACAUAUUCUUCCUUUAUCAACUGUACUUUUCAAACACUGGUAUACAAAAGCACUUUUUUUUUUUCUUUUUUGAGACAGUCUCCCUCUGUUGCCCAUACUGGAGUGCAGUGUUGCA
Cebus imitator (Panamanian white-faced capuchin) is the source of this 1341-nucleotide messenger RNA. RefSeq names its product EF-hand calcium-binding domain-containing protein 1-like. The record is from RefSeq and is a predicted model, not a curated record. NCBI's taxonomy places the organism in Eukaryota, Metazoa, Chordata, Mammalia, Primates, Cebidae. Gene Ontology annotation, molecular function: calcium ion binding. Bases 152 to 736 code for a protein of 194 amino acids. The transcript has 5 exons.